This is a messenger RNA of Papaver somniferum (opium poppy), 1659 nucleotides long. RefSeq names its product protein FAR1-RELATED SEQUENCE 5-like. Gene Ontology annotation, molecular function: zinc ion binding. Gene Ontology annotation, biological process: regulation of DNA-templated transcription. The transcript has a single exon. Bases 1 to 1659 code for a protein of 552 amino acids. The record is from RefSeq and is a predicted model, not a curated record. Lineage: Eukaryota; Viridiplantae; Streptophyta; Magnoliopsida; Ranunculales; Papaveraceae.
AUGCUAGAAACAUCAGGUUUAGUAUACGAAAAGAUUCAACUACUCACCGCAAAGAUAAAAACUAUUUCUAGAAGAGUUCUGGUCUGUUCAAAUGAAGGAAAGUCUCGACAGCAUCCAAGGGGAUCUCCUCUGAAACGGCGCUUGCACGCACGAACAGGUUGCGAGGCAAAGUUGGUUAUUAAACUUCAGAAUGAUGAUUCAAAAUACUCAAUAGUAGAAUUUGUGGAAAAACACAAUCAUGUGCUUACACGUUCAGAUCAAGUGCAUAUGCUGAGAUCACAACGGAAAAUAGAGAGUUCUCAAGCAAGAUUAAUUGAAAAUAUGCACUAUGCGGGUAUAAGUCAAAAAAAUAUCUUUGCAUACUUAAGUGUUGAAUCGGGAGGGUAUGAAAAUCUGAACUUCACUCAAAUGGAUUGUUAUAAUCAUAUACAAAGAAGAAGGCGACAAGAUAUCUUAAAGAAAGGUGAUGCUGAACAUUUGCUAGAGUACUUUCAAGAAAUGCAAAAAGAUAAUCCAUAUUUCUUUUAUGCAAUUGAAAUGGAUGCGACUGGUCAGUUGUGCAGUUGUUUCUGGAGCGAUGAUAAAUGUAGGAUGGACUACAGUUUCUUUGGUGAUGUGUUGGUGUUUGACACAACAUUUGGAACAAAUGAAUAUGAUAAACCGUUUUCACCUUUUGUUGGGGUCAAUAAUCAUGGCCAAACAACUCUUUUUGGAUGUGCUUUAUUAUUAGACGAGAGCACGGACUCAUUUGUUUGGUUGUUCAAGACAUUUCUGAGUGCAAUGAACGGGAAACAUCCGCAGAAAAUUUUCACCGACCAAGCAGAGCCUAUCAUGAAUGCAAUUAAACAAGUGUUCCCAGGUACUCAUCAUCGGCUUUGUUUUUGGCAUAUUUUCCAACUGGCUGCGAAACAUCUAUCCCAUAUAUUUGUAAGUUCUGAAUUUUUUACCAAAUAUUUCAAGAGGUGUAUAUAUAAAAAUAAAACCGAGGAAGAAUUCGAAUCAAUGUGUAAAUCCUUCCUUGAAAAAUACAAGCUGACAGAGAAUAAAUGGUUGCAAACUUUAUAUAAGAAAAAAGAGAAGUGGGCUCAGGUAUAUGGUCAAGUACAUUUUUGCGCUGGCAUGACAACUACACAGCGCAGUGAAGGUAUGAACAAUUUUUUGAAGAAGUAUUUUAAACGAACUUUAUCGCUAAAGAGUUUCGUAGUUGAAUAUGACAAGGUUCUUGACAGUCGUCGUGCUAAAGAAAAAACCGAAGAUUUCAAAAGCAUGCAAAGAAAACCAACUUUGCAUAGUCACUGGGCACUUGAAGUUCGAGCUGCAGAACGUUAUCCAACAAAAAUGUUUGCUUACUUCCAAAAAGAAUACAAGGAAACUCUAGAUUUGAUUCUAGAAAUUAUUGAUCAGGAUGGAUCAAUAUACACCUACAAGGUAACAUCGUUUAAAUUUUCAUCUGCCCGUACUGUUACAUUUAACUCCUCGGACAAUUCCGUUCAAUGUAGCUGUAAGCAUUUUCAGUUUAUGGGAAUGAUAUGUGCCCACUCUAUGAAUAUAUUGCAUACCCACCAAGUCUAUGAUCUCCCAUCGCAAUAUUUUCUAAGUCGCUGGACAACAUAUGCAAAAAAUGGUGUUGGUAUUGAAGAGCCUAAGAAGCCAAUUUAA